AUGUCCGCCUUCGCAGAUGGGACGGCAGGCCAACGCGCUCGUGGUGGCGGAAAGCGCAACGGCGGCAGGGCUGCCGCGGCCAAGGGCGGUCCCUCGGGCAGGCAGUCGGAGGAUGCGGAUGGGGGCGACGAGGGGGAUCAUGCCGAGCCGGUCACUACCCGUGGUGGCGGAAAGCGCAACGGCGGCAGGGCUGCCGCGGCUAAGGCCGAUCCCUCGGGCAGGCCGGCGCAGGAUGCGGAUGGAGGCGACGAGGGGGAUCAUGCCGAGCCGGAAGCUCGUGGUGGCGGAAAGCGCAACGGCGGCAGGGCUGCCGCGGCCAAGGGCGGUCCCUCGGGCUUGCAGGAUGCGGAUGGGGGCGACGAGGGGGAUCAUGCCGAGCCGGUCACUACCCGUGGUGGCGGAAAGCGCAACGGCGGCAGGGCUGCCGCGGCCAAGGGCGGUCCCUCGAGCUCGCAGGAUGCGGAUGGUGGCAACGAGAAGGAUCAUGCCGAGCCGGAAGCUCGUGGUGGCAGCAUGCGCAACGGCGGCAGGGCUGCCGCGGCUAAGGGCGGUCCCUCGGGCAGGCAGUCGCAGGAUGCGGAUGGUGGCGACGAGAAGGAUCAUGCCGAGCCGGAAGCUCGUGGUGGCGGCAUGCGCAAAGGUGGCAGGGCUGCCGCGGCUAAGGCCGAUCCCUCGGGCAGGCCGUCGCAGGAUGCGGAUGGAGGCGACGAGGGGGAUCAUGCCGAGCCGGAAGCUCGUGGUGGCGGCAUGCGCGACGGCGGUAGGGCUGCCGCGGCCAAGGGCGGUCCCUCGGGCUCGCAGGAUGCGGAUGGUGGCGACAAGAAGGAUCAUGCUGAGCCGGAAGCUCGUGGUGGCAGCAUGCGCAACGGCGGCAGGGCUGCCGGGGCUAAGGGCGGUCCCUCGGGCAGGCAGUCGCAGGAUGCGGAUGGUGGCGACGAGAAGGAUCAUGCCGUGCCUACAUGCCGUGGCGUUAACGAUCAUGACGAGGACGAGCCAGCAGCAGUGACUGAUGGGAAAGAUGGACAUUCAAGCGACAGUGAGUCGGGCAGCUCAUCCGGGAUUGAGGAGGUAUACGAGGACGAGGAUGAGGAGGAGGAGGACAAGGAUGAUGAGGAGUUGGAGCCGGAGAGCAAGGAUGGGGAGGAGGCCCGGCCUUUGAAGAGGAGGAGUGUGCGGAAGCUCAAGAAGGGCAACGCUAAGCAAAAAUCGGAGAGGGGACAGGUGAAGAGCUGUAAACAUAGUGUGCGUCGUGCCAAACCACAUGGCAAGCGCCAGAGACCUCGAUUCGAAGCUAAAAUUGUGGGUGUGCAUAGCAAGGCGAAGCGGGAGUUGAAUUUUUACGAGUCCAUGGGGAUACGAUGUACAUCAAGCUCUCAUGAUCGGCAAGCCGCGGACCCGUACGCUGCGUUACGCAAUCUGAUGGGUCCGGCUGGGAAGGGAGAUCAGAUGGCUUGGGGGUCAGCGCGGUUUGGCAGGGAAGCGACGGACCCGCCCCCCAACCAUAUGGGGGGUCGCGCGGUUCAUGUGAAAAACGAGGGGGCAACGAGGCGGCACGAACCCUCGGCAGCUGCAGCAGCGAAUGACGGUGUGGGAGGAGGUGUGUGGGCGAAUGCCUUGGGUGAAUGUGGCGGCGGUGUGGAAGGCUCCAUGUGGGAUGUACGAGAGAGCAGGAGAGAAGGGGGGGACGAGAAAAUGGAUCCGGCGACUAAGGAGGGGAGGGGAGAGAGCAUGGGCACACCUGGCGCAUCCAGUCGGCCGGAUGUGGCUGGUGGCAGGACUGUGGAGCAGCUCAUGCAAGAGCUUGCCCAGCGGGAUCGCGAAAUCGCUGCACUCAAGGCAAGGCCAGGAUCAGAAGGACCUGUCAAGCCCUGCACCCCUCCAUCUAGGCCUCCUCCUCUAGCGUCUCUGUCGAGCGGCCCAUCUGUAGGGGGCCUCGAUCCAGGCGUGGCGCCAGAAAGCCCAGCGACGGUAGACGUACCGGUCCAUCGAACGCGUGGGAUGCCCACACCCAAGCUGCUGAAGCCCCUGUUCCUGGUGCUGGUGGUGGUGUGGGUGUCAUGCGGCGGAGGGAUAGCUAAGAAUAGCAAGCCCAUGUUCAUGGUGCUGGGGGUGGUGUGGGUGUCAUGCGGCGGAGGGAUAGCUAAGCAUAGCAGUCAUCCUUCAUCACACUCCCCUCUCUCUCCCAUCCCUCCCCUCCCUCUGCGAGAGCCCCUGUUCAUGGUGCUGGGGGUGGUGUGGGUGUCAUGCGGCGGAGGGAUAGCUAAGCAUAGCAGUUAUCCUUCAUCUCACUUCCCUCACUCUCCCAUCCAUCCCCUCCCUCUGCGAGAGCCCCUGUUCAUGGUGUUGGGGGUGGUGUGGGUGUCAUGCGGCGGAGGGAAUAGAGGAAGCCGUAUCCGUCAACCCCACGCGGCCCCCUUUCUGUCCGCCGCUCCUCCCUCCCCUCUCUAUCCCGUCCCUCUCCCUCCUCGUCCGGAGCCACUAGCUCCUGUUCAUGGUGCUGGUGGUGGGGUGGGUGUCAUGCGGCGGAAGCCCAUGUUCAUGGUGCUGUUGUUGCUCUCCCCUUCCCUCCCGCCAUCCCGUUCUCUCCCUCCCUCCAUUUCUCUUCAGCCCUCCCCUUCUCUCCCGCCCUCCAUGUCUCUCCUGCCCUCCCCCUCUCCCCUGCCCUCCCCUUCUCUCCUGCCCUCCCCUUCUCUCCCGCCCUUCCCUGCUCUACUGCCCUCCAGCCAACCCUCCGUUCAUUCUAUACCGCCCUCCACUUCGUCCAUACCCUUUGGACAACCCCUAACCAUGUCGUGCAUGAUCUUUGUCCCCGCCUUGUCUUGCGUGCGCGCAGGAGGGAAUCAGCGGGUCAGCUCGUGGGGAAACAGCAGAGACGGGCUCCCGUUUGCCAACGGCCGGUUUGUCGAUGCGAUUGACCAAGGCUUGGCAAAGGUUAAGAAGACCGACUGGAACGUCUCGAACUCCCACCGGAAGAACACCGAGUGGAUGACGAGUUUGCACCAAAAUGUGCGGUGGAUUAUCAAGGACCACUUCACACGCCACACCCCCGUGUACAACACAGUCGUGCAGGGCUUCAAGUGGGGCGACCGUGGCCUGUAUGUUCACGAGUCAGGAUUUGAGGCGUUCAAGGGGACGGCCGCGCCUGACGAGGAGAAGAAGGACUUGAAGGAGGAAGAGCAGGAGGUGCACGACGCGGAGGACUUGAAGACGGAUGACGAGGAGGAUGACGAGGAUCAGGAGGAGGACGAGGAGGAGGAGGAGGAGGAGGACGAGGAGGAGGAGAAGGAGGAGGAGGAGGAGGAGGAGGAGGAUGAGGAGGAGGAGGAACAGAGCGAAGGAGGGGCAAAAGACACAAGAGUGGCAAACGCCGGGGAGGCAAGAGGGUCAAGCGAUGGGGCGACUAAACAAGGGGGGCAGCAGAUGAGGCAUGAGUGGAGUUUACAAGGGGAGGCAGCAGGAUAG
Messenger RNA from Closterium sp. NIES-65, 3462 nucleotides. The record is from the annotation of a GenBank genome assembly. Lineage: Eukaryota; Viridiplantae; Streptophyta; Zygnematophyceae; Desmidiales; Closteriaceae.